Molecule: messenger RNA, 2075 nt
Organism: Nematostella vectensis (starlet sea anemone)
Lineage: Eukaryota; Metazoa; Cnidaria; Anthozoa; Actiniaria; Edwardsiidae
Product: neuropeptide FF receptor 2-like
Exons: 2
Coding region: 1-1035 (344 amino acids)
Biological process (GO): G protein-coupled receptor signaling pathway
Cellular component (GO): membrane
Molecular function (GO): G protein-coupled receptor activity
Source: RefSeq, a predicted model, not a curated record
AUGGAAGGCACAGCAAACUUCACCUUUCCGCAAGAGCAAAUGCCUCAAGAAGCAAUGUUGGUAUGGUUAAGUGCUUUUAUUCUGGUGUCUUUUCUAAUUUUUGUCUCCAACGUUGCUACCGUUAUAACAUUCAUAAUCAACGCACACCUACAUCGUUCUGGUGUGUACUGUUUGAUUAAUUUAGCCGUCGCAGACGCUUCCCAUGGGGCUUCCUCUGUUUUUUGGUACUUUCUAUACUUCGACUCUCGGCAUAGAAGCGGGUUCGUGGCUGGCGAAAAAGAAUUCAAGAAGAGCAUUAACGUUGUGGCUGGGGUGAUCAAUACUACAGCAGUCAUAACCUCUUUGCUCUCUUUACUCCUCGUUUCUCUCGACAGAGCUUGUUCCACUGUGUUACCCUACGUCUAUCGUAAACUUACCGUCAAAAUUUACUGUCGGGGAUUUGUGAUGACAUGGUUAUUCGCAGUGGGUUUAGCAGCCAUUCCUUCGCUUACCAUCGGCAUAGGUGUCUACGGACAUGAUGUAUGGCUACACCAAUCAGGGCAAGUGAUCUCCAUUAUCGCGCUUGCCAUCAUCGCCGUCUCUUAUAUGUCUAUCUUUGUGAAGAUUAGACAACAGAAUAGUCGUCAUCAAAAUCAAAGACUUGAUUCCAACGUCAGAAGGAGCCAAAAGAAAGAGCGAUACCUAGCAGUCACUCUGUUCAUCGUCACUGUAUUAUCUCUCGCGGCUUGGUUACCCUUUAUCAUCGUGCACGAGGUCGGAAAGGUAUCAAAUGCACCACGAGGAUUUAGUCAAAAUCACAUCGAGCUCCUAACAGAGAUUAUUCAGCUUACCAACUCUCUCGUCAAUCCGACGGUUUACGUUUUCAGAAUGGAGAAGUUUAGGAGAGCUUUGAUCGAGCUGUUGACCAAAUGUAAACGAGCACGUCCGCAUCCUCGUCCUCGAGCGCACCUAGAACCAGCCUCGCCCCAUCCUUACAGUCACAAUGCAAACCAUAGCUCCAAGAUAGAAACACGCUCCAAUCCAUCGGAGGAUUGAUGUAGUGUUUCUGUGCUGUAAGGACUAAGAUUUCCCUAGAGACCAUGAUAAUACGUAAAAGUAGCAAUGUACAGAAACAAUGAAUAAUUCAUUGUUAACAAACUGGGCUUUCUUUAUCCAGAAAGCUGAGUAUACUUUCAUCUGCUUUACGCAACCUCUCUCAUGUUUACAGAAUUACACUUUAUCUUUGCGUCUCUUUAAUUCAUGAAUUUCAUGAUUUUAUCCCAUUGACUCCUGGCUAUUUUUUUUAGCUGAAUUUACAACAACAACAACAAAAAAACAGACUAAAAACAGAUUCCCCCUAUUUUGAGUUUUAUAAAGCCCGUCAAAGUAAAACACCGCUUUUCCUAGUCAGCGGUAUCCUAGCUUUCCAACAGUUCUUUGCGGUCCCAUUUUUAAUCCCUUGUUGCUGUGCUAAUACAUGCACAAAUUGGUGGUUGCUUUUAUUUUUUAUAAAAAAAUAAAGCUAUGAGUAUGUUGGGAGAGUGUCCUAGGACAUCAUGAAGUCUAUUGAGGCAUAAUUGAGUGCUGUGCUUAUGGUUUUUUGCAAGCAAAUUCAUGGUGAUUUCUUGUUUGGCUUUGCUUGGAUGAGAAAAUAAUUUUCAAAUGAACCACCACAGCUCUCCUAAAUGCUGUCUUUUCUGAAACCAAAUUGAUUCCAAAAUUGUUUACACUGCUAUUCUGGGUUUUUAUGACCUGAAAUGAUUUGUUUGUUUUUGGGGUGAAAAGACUUUUAAAAAACCGUCUGACUUUGGGGAGAGGAGUGUUGACUGGCUCUCCCCUCGUGGAUUUCUCUCCGGAUCUCCCAGAAUGCUUUGCAAUCCGUAAUGGCAUCCAUUUGGUUUCACACGCCUUCAAGGAGUGGACAUUGUGUUUUAAGGCCAUGGAAAUGGUACCCUGGUUCCAGAGCCUCGGAUGUCUCUCUAUUAAGUGGCAGCGUGCUUGCGAAGCUCGUUGGCCACUAAAUAGAGAGGUUCGAGGCUCUGGAACCAGGGUAUGGAAAUGGACCUGGAAGAUCCGAAUAAAGGUAUCUACUUGUG